Molecule: messenger RNA, 2326 nt
Organism: Melozone crissalis (California towhee)
Lineage: Eukaryota; Metazoa; Chordata; Aves; Passeriformes; Passerellidae
Gene: GTF3C5
Product: general transcription factor IIIC subunit 5
Exons: 11
Coding region: 1-1551 (516 amino acids)
Biological process (GO): transcription initiation at RNA polymerase III promoter
Cellular component (GO): transcription factor TFIIIC complex
Source: RefSeq, a predicted model, not a curated record
AUGGCGGCGGCGCGGCAGCGGGGCCCGCGGGGCUCGGCCGUGCUGGAGCUGCCCCGCAAGCCGCGCCUGGUCUGCGUGGAGUACCCGGGGCUCGUCCGGGACGUCGGGGCCAUGCUGCGGACGCUGGGAGGAGAGCAGGGGGUGUCGCGGAUCUACGCCGACCCUGCCAAAAGGCUGGAGCUGUAUUUCCGCCCCAAGGACCCCUACUGCCACCCCGUGUGUGCCAACCGCUUCCCCACCUCCACCAUGCUGCUCAGGGUCACCAGGAGGAGCAGGAAGAAGCAGCAGUUGGACCCCAAGGAGCAAAUCCAGCCAGAAGUGCAGUUUGAGAUGGAGAUUCUUGGGAUUGUCACCACUGUUUACAAAUUUCAAGGAAUGUCUGACUUCCAGUACCUGGCAAUGCACUCAGGCCCUGAUGGCAAACAAACCUCCAUGUAUGAUAAAGUCCUGAUGCUCAAACCAGAGAAGGAAGAGUUUUUCAAUAAAGAUUUACCUCUUUACAUCCCACCACCCAUUUUCUCACGUCUGGACACUGCUGUGGACUAUUUUUAUCGCCCAGAUAUACAGCACAGGGAGGGCUACAACAAUCCCCAAGUGUCUGGUGAGAACCUGAUUGGCCUCAGCAGGGCCCGGCGCCCACACAACGCCAUCUUUGUCAACUUUGAUGAUGAGGAAAUCCCAACUAAGCCCCUGGAUGCUGCUGUACAGAACUGGAAGAAAGUGUGCACCAAUCCUGUGGAUAAAAAGGUGGAGGAAGAGCUGAGAAAGCUCUUUGAGGUGCGUCCCGUGUGGUCUCGCAAUGCAGUCAAAGCCAACAUCAGUGUCCAUCCAGACAAGCUGAAGGUGCUGCUGCCUUAUUUGGCCUAUUACAUGUUAACAGGUCCUUGGAGAAGCUUGUGGGUUAGGUUUGGGUAUGACCCCAGGAAACACCCUGAAGCAAAGAUUUAUCAAGUGCUGGACUUCCGAAUUCGCUGUGGAAUGAAAUAUGGUUAUGCUGCUACUGACAUGCCUGUGAAAGCAAAACGCAGCACGUACAACUACAGCCUGCCCAUCACUGUCAAGAAACAAGGAAGUCACACAGUCAGUGUCCACGACCUGAAACAGGGGCUGGGUUCAGCUGGUACAUCUGGGGCAAAAAAGCCCCCCUCCAGCAGGUAUAAGCUGAAGGAAUCUGUCUACAUUUUCCGGGAAGGAGCCUUACCCCCUUACCGCCAGAUGUUCUACCAGCUCUGUGACUUAAAUGUGGAAAGCCUGCAGAAGAUCAUCCAUCGGAAUGACGGCACCGAGUCGGAGUGCACGGAGCGGGACGGGUGGUGCCUUGCCAAGACCAGUGAUGACCUCAGGGACAGCAUGUCCCUGAUGAUAAAGCAGAUCAUCAGAUCCACCAGACCUGCUCUUUUUUCAAAUACAACAAGCAGUGAAGAUGGCAAAGAGCAGCUGGCAUACGAGUCUGGAGAGGAUGAGGAUGAUGAAGAGGAGGAGGAAGAGGAAUUCAAGCCUUCUGAUGGGAGUGAAAAUGAAAUGGAGACAGAAAUUCUGGACUAUGUGUGAACUCAGUGAGCAGUGUGGCUGCUGUGCACAGAACUGUCUGCUCUUGCUCCUUGAGAGCCAAGGGUUCAGGGAAAGCAGAGCUUGUACUAAGCUGAUGAUGUUCUCUGCACUGACUGCUGGUGGGCAACAUUCUGGGUGUUUGGGAGCCACUGCUGCAUUUUCAGAAUUGCUGGCUGAGAAACCCUCCAGCAAGCUCAACAAACUCCCAAGAGUGAGCCCAGAAUCCAAACCAGCUGGAAACACACCUGGACAUGGGAGAAGCUGCAUUCCCAAAUCUCUCCAUGUGUGGGAGUGCACUCUCUCCAGGUUGGUGGCCAUGUGGAACAUAGAAAAGGUGCCUGAGGAGAUGCUGGGAGAAGAAACAAUCCAGUGCUCCUGGAGUCCCUAAGGCAGGUUCUGCCCUUCUGCUUGUCCAGAGGGAGUGAAAAUACUGAGCCAUGCCUUCAGCACUGAACCUUGCUGGUCAUCUUGGAAAUAAAGCCAGCAGGAAAAUACACUUUCUGGCAGUGAAUAAUUCCCUUCCUGGGGCGCAGUGUUUGUUGUGCUCAUUACCUGAUGCACUUCUCAGGUCUGUUUUGACUUCCCCAGCUAGCAGGUAACAAGCACUGAAGGCAGAGGGGCAGAGCUGCCGGUGCACAGAAGUUGGCCACUGCCAGCUGCACUGCUCCCACCACAAAAAACGCCCCAAAAAUUAAAGAGCUACUGGUAUUUUCUAGUUCUUGUGCAUUCCCCAGUGUGUUCUGAGCACACCUGAAAGCCAAGCUCUUUUGAAAAA